Messenger RNA from Coniophora puteana RWD-64-598 SS2, 606 nucleotides. RefSeq names its product COPII-coated vesicle protein. The record is from RefSeq and is a predicted model, not a curated record. The transcript has 6 exons. Gene Ontology annotation, biological process: Golgi organization; endoplasmic reticulum to Golgi vesicle-mediated transport; intracellular protein transport. NCBI's taxonomy places the organism in Eukaryota, Fungi, Basidiomycota, Agaricomycetes, Boletales, Coniophoraceae. Gene Ontology annotation, cellular component: Golgi apparatus; endoplasmic reticulum; COPII-coated ER to Golgi transport vesicle. The coding region runs from base 1 to 606 and encodes 201 amino acids.
AUGGCCCGCUCGUAUACCCAUUUCAUCACCUCAAUAUGCUUUCUGCUGCUCGCGAUCAUCCCUCUCAUUUCAGCUCACAUGAUCGAGGUCGCAGCAUCGAAGAAGGAGUGUUUCUUUGAGGACUUGCACGAAAAUGACCAGAUGACCGUAACGUAUCAAGUUGGAGAUGGUGGACACCUGGACAUCGACUUCACGCUCACAGACCCAGAGAACGUCCAACUAGCAAAACAUGACAAGCAGAACACAGGCUCAGCUUCAUUUGCCGCUUCGAAAGACGGCCGCUACGAAUACUGUUUCUCGAACGAAAUGAGCUCGGUAGCCGACAAAUGGGUUAGCUUCAACGUGCACGGUAUCAUCUACGUCGCAGAAGACGAAGUUGUUGCCCCCGUAGAACGCGAGAUCCGUAACCUGGCCAUUGGCCUGACCUCUGUCAAGGACGAGCAGGAGUACAUCGUUGUGCGUGAGCGGAGACAUCGUGAUACUGCAGAGUCGACCAACGAUCGCGUUAAGUGGUGGUCUGUCAUGCAGACUGUUGUGCUGUUCUCAGUGGUCGCGUGGCAGGUUUACUACUUGAAGUCAUUCUUUGAAGUAAAGCGUAUAAUCUAG